AUGGAAGUGUAUGGUGCACCACACAUGAUCCAGCUCUAUGACAUGAUGGAGAAAUGGUCUAAGGUCAUGGAGCCCGGCAACACACCUCCCGUCGACAUCUAUUCCUUUCUUUACUAUAUUCCGCAGCGAUUCUUGGGUAACUGGAUUGGUCGUGCACAAGGCGUCAACACUGAGAUAAACGAGUUGUACGCUGAAUACCUCAACCGCGUCUCGCAGCGCCGCAGGGAAGUCGGCAGCACCGGCUCUUUCAUAAAUAUAGUCAUGGAUCAAAAUGAGAAGCUUGACCUCAACCGUCAUCGUCAACGGCUGGGGCCUUCACCACAACAAAGUCCGCUUUCCGAACCCAGACUUUGA
Aspergillus chevalieri is the source of this 354-nucleotide messenger RNA. RefSeq lists its product as uncharacterized. The transcript has 2 exons. Gene Ontology annotation, molecular function: monooxygenase activity; iron ion binding; heme binding. The record is from RefSeq and is a predicted model, not a curated record. NCBI's taxonomy places the organism in Eukaryota, Fungi, Ascomycota, Eurotiomycetes, Eurotiales, Aspergillaceae. The coding region runs from base 1 to 354 and encodes 117 amino acids.